GUUACCUCUUUGUCUUCAAAACCUCACCAUGCUAGAAGUUAUUGACAUUCAUGAUAAUCAAAUCAAUAGUCCUAUCCCUCCCGAAUUGGGAAAUUUGAAGAGGUUGAUAUACCUAGAUCUCAGUUUCAAUUUGCUUAAUGGCAUGAUCCCUACGACUUUAGCAAAAUUGAAGAACUUGGCACAACUCUAUUUGCAAAGGAACUUCUUCAAUGGAUCAAUUCCUUCAGAAGUAGGAGAGUUGAAAAGUCUCACUCAUCUUGAUUUGAGCCUUAACAAUUUCUGUGGAAAAAUCCCCCAUGAACUUGGGAGUUUGGUCAUGUUAACCUAUCUCAAUCUUCAGAACAAUUCUCUACAAGGUACAGUUCCCGAAUUUCAAAUGCUUUUGAAAUUAAAUUACAUCAAUUUGGCCUACAAUCAUCUCACUGGAAAUAUUCCAAAUAAUCUGGCCCAUGUUCGUUAUGGAUUUUUCCUAGGCAAUGAAGGUUUGAAAGAGAUUGAACUUUCCAAAAGAAUCUCUAGGAAGCUUAUGACUGUAGCUUUAACACCGAAUAUGUCUAGGGAGCUUAUGGCUAUAGUUAUACCACCGAUGGCCAUAGAAUUCAUUUUCUAUUUAGUUCUUUGCUCUUGCUGCAUACUUCGACGUAGAACGAUGAGGAAGCAAUUGGAGACAGUUGAAAAAAAUGGAGAUUUCUUGUCAAUAUGGAAUUAUGAUGGGAGAAUUGCAUAUGAAGACAUAAUCAAUGCAACAGAAGGCUUUGAUAUCAAAUAUUGCAUUGGGACUGGCGGUUAUGGUAGUGUCUAUAAAGCUCAAUUGCCUAAUAAGAAAAUCGUGGCAUUAAAGAAACUUCACCGUUUUGAAGCAGAAGACCCAUCUUUUGAUCAGAGCUUCAAAAAUGAAGUGAAACACUUGACGGAAGUACGGCAUAGAAGCAUAAUUAAGCUCCAUGGUUUCUGCUUACACAGGCAAUGCAUGUUCUUGGUUUAUGAAUACAUGGAAAGGGGGAGUCUAUUUUGUGCUUUGAGAGAUGACGUUGAAGCGGUGGAGCUAGACUGGCCUAAAAGACUCAAUAUUGUUUGGGAUAUGGCACAUGCCUUAUCUUACCUACACCACGAUUGUGCUAAGACAAUUGUUCAUCGAGACAUAUCUAGCAACAACAUUUUGCUUGACAACAAAUUCCAGGCUUUCCUAUCAGAUUUUGGCCUGGCAAGACUCCUAGAACCUAAUUUCUCAUCUAAUCUGACUUCAAAUAUUGUAGGCACUCCUGGAUAUAUAGCACCAGGUGAGCAACAAUCCCUUAUACUUUUCUAGAAUGUUAUAACUAGAGGUACAUACCUAGAUCAAUAUACCUUACCUGCCAUGUGGUAAAUAAAAUUGUGGACAAUUUAUCAUGCUAAC
Molecule: messenger RNA, 1396 nt
Organism: Eucalyptus grandis
Lineage: Eukaryota; Viridiplantae; Streptophyta; Magnoliopsida; Myrtales; Myrtaceae
Product: MDIS1-interacting receptor like kinase 2-like
Exons: 1
Coding region: 29-1309 (426 amino acids)
Biological process (GO): protein phosphorylation
Molecular function (GO): protein kinase activity; protein binding; ATP binding
Source: RefSeq, a predicted model, not a curated record